Molecule: messenger RNA, 360 nt
Organism: Penicillium malachiteum
Lineage: Eukaryota; Fungi; Ascomycota; Eurotiomycetes; Eurotiales; Aspergillaceae
Exons: 2
Coding region: 1-360 (119 amino acids)
Source: RefSeq, a predicted model, not a curated record
AUGGCGCUGGAAAACUUCGUUCCUCUCGCUCUGCUCCUAGUUUUCGUGACUAUUCUCGCUGUGGUCGGGUACGUUGCGUACACUAUCGCUCAAGAUGUGAGCAAGAAUACGCGCGAGAAGAUGGAGCGCAAGCAUAUGGUUUUUACGAAGGAUGGAAUGAAAGUUGAGGUUAAGGAGAUGCAGGAUGAGGAGUAUAAGGAUCGGAGUCAGAGUGUACUCGUGAACAUGUGGAAUCAUACUUCCUUCCCUGCGUACAAGAGUCGACUCUGGGAUAUGACUGGUUCUUCGGGUGCGAGCACGGAGGCUCAUGUUGAGAAGCGCAAGCCGUACGUUCUCCCCGCUUUGUACUUUCGGAUGUGA